Messenger RNA from Pelodiscus sinensis (Chinese soft-shelled turtle), 1499 nucleotides. It is a transcript of the gene TMEM177, whose product is annotated as transmembrane protein 177. Lineage: Eukaryota; Metazoa; Chordata; Testudines; Trionychidae. The record is from RefSeq and is a predicted model, not a curated record. Gene Ontology annotation, cellular component: membrane.
UUUACGGCCAGCGCUUCCUCCCCUCCCCCAAGAGCUCAGCUUCCCAAGUUCCUAUUGCCCCAGCUGCUGCAGACUAGAGAGGCAGAUUAGAAGUUGGCUAUGGCUGUUCUGUUCCUGUGGAAGGCAGCUGCGUUUGUACAGAAGCACAGGACUGGCUUGUUGGCAGUUUCCUGCGCAGGACUGUUUGGGGCUAACCUUUCCUAUCAUGUCUGUCCUGAGCAGACGUUCAAACUGUGGUAUCAGUGCUGGACUCGGGGGCAACCGGCUGAGCUCUCAGAGAAGCUACGCAGCCUCUUCAGUGACGUCCUCCAAGAUGUUGGCGUGAAGUCUACGAAUUGUUACCAACCCUUUGCAGCUUUUGGCUUCCAUCCAGUGAGCGCUGGGAUCCCAUGGCUGCCUGCAGGCUCUCUGGUGGGCCUCCCUGCCAAUUUCAAUAGCACAGCUGAGGACAAACAAGGAAUUGUCAACCGUGUCAUCAUGAUAAAUGGCAAAGAAGUGGAUUGGGAGAGUAAAGAAGGGCUAACUUUGAAGGAAGCCCUGAUAUUUUCACCAGAGGCUCAGAAGUUUGCCAUUGCCAGAGAGAUUGUGUAUUUGCAAAGCAAUAGCCCUGUAGUUUAUGCAGCUGUGCUGCCUGUUUGCCUGGCUGGCACAUGUCUCUCUGGAGUGGCUAUAAAGCAACUUCUGGGCUUGUAUUCUGGCCCCAUGGUGUUUCGAUGCAUUUAUAACAUCACCCUGGCAGCCGUCGGCCUUAUUGGCUACUUUCUUGCUUACGAUGCCGUGAGCCAGGCACUUGACUACAGGUCGGACAGGCAGGUGGCCAUAAUUUCCAAAGAUUACGCCAAAGGAGGGGUGGAAUUCUACAACAAAGUCCUGUCCCGCAACAGGACUCUCCGUACUCUUUUGGGCAAACAAGGAGAGAAAAUGUAUGCCCCUAGUGGUAAUCUUUUCCCUAGGUAUGGGUUCCGAUUAAAACACGCUCCAUACACCUCCAGGAGAGACUUGAUCAUUAAUAUUUUAAGAGUGCCCCAAGCAUAGGAAGUGAGUGAUUUAGAUUUAAAAUUUGUAAAUUAUGUAUUCACUUGGAACGCCACUAAGAUGCCUCUCUCCCCACGCCCUCGCAACUUCGUGCGUGCUCUAUUUUUUAUUUUGGCAUAUAGUCUUGAAGUAGUGUUUAAUUUUUCAUUCACUAGAUGCGUCUCUUAAAAAAUUAAAGACCUAUUUCAAGCGUUCUCUGUCCUACAUGCAUCUUAAACCCCGAAGCCCACGGAGGGAGUGUUACUUCUUAGACACUGCUCUGGAAAUGCUGGCUCUUUACUGGCCUAUAGUUUUGAAAUAAUUUCUAAAGAAUGGAAAAGUUGAAGUAUGAUGCAGAGAAUGUUUGUGGAAUUGAUUUAAAGAUGGGUAACCUCAAAUAUGUAAUUGAACAGUUGUGUAACUGCAUAAAGUUUUAUGGGGUGCCAGAUGGGAGCCAGUCUGUGAGGGGAAACCGGUUUAAAACC